AUGUUUCGUAAUCAAUAUGAUCAUGAUGUUAGCAUAUGGAGUCCUCAAGGAAGACUUUAUCAAAUUGAAUAUGCUAUGGAAGCAGUUAAACAAGGUGCAGCUACAGUAGCAGUAAAAUCUAAGACACAUGUUGUUCUUUGUGCUUUAAAACGAGCACCAUCAGAAUUAUCAGCUCAUCAAAAAAAAAUUAUGUUUAUUGAUGAUCAUAUUGGUGUUUCUAUUGCUGGAUUGGCAUCUGAUGCUCGUAUACUUUGUCGAUAUAUGCGUACAGAAUGUAUUAAUCAUCAAUAUGGUUUUGAUAAACCAAUGCCAGUAAUAAGAUUAAUGGAUCAUGUUAGCAAUAAAUGUCAAGUACCAACUCAACGUUAUGGACGUCGGCCAUUUGGUGUUGGUUUUCUUAUGGCUGGUUAUGAUGAAAAAGGUAGUCAUUUAUAUCAAUUAUGUCCAUCGGCUAAUUAUUAUUCAUGCAAAUCAAUGGCUAUUGGUGCACGUUCUCAAUCAGCUCGAACAUAUCUUGAAAAAAAUUUAGAUAAAUUUCCUGAUUCAAAUCAGGAUGAACUUAUUAAACAUUGUAUGAGAGCAUUACGUGAUACAUUACCAAAUGAAGUUGAAUUAACAGUUAAAAAUUGUGCUGUAGCUGUUGUUGGUAAAGAUACACCAUUUGCUAUAUUAGAUGAUGCUCGAAUUGGAACAUAUUUAACAGCAAUAGAAGGUGAUGAACGUGCACCACAAGCUCAAGAUGAUACAUUAGUUACUGGUGACGAUAAUCUUCCUCCUCCACCACCGGAUGCAGGCGCAGAACCACGAGUUGUCGUUGCAACGGAACGCAUGGAAUCAUAG
Messenger RNA from Rotaria sp. Silwood2, 840 nucleotides. The record is from the annotation of a GenBank genome assembly. NCBI's taxonomy places the organism in Eukaryota, Metazoa, Rotifera, Eurotatoria, Philodinida, Philodinidae.